AUGUCGAAGGUGAACCCCACUUCUAUCAAGAUAGAAAAUGCCCUGAAGGCAAUGGAGAACAGAAACGACCCGGCUAAAGCCCCACAGGAUCCAACCGUGUACACCACCGAUGAGGGCAACACCUACAAAACCACAGACAGAAUCGUGAGUGAUGUGGUUCCUCCAACAAGCUAUCGGCCCACAGAUUCAGAGGUUUUCAAGCCGAAUGGACUUCCAGAUUACCAUUAUCUUCAAGAGCACUUUCUCAAAGAAGGAAGACUUUCCGAACAGCAAGUGCUGAAGAUUCUGCGGAUGGCCACCAAGAUUCUCAGCGACGAACCCAACAUUUUGCAUCUAGAUGCGCCCAUAACCGUUUGUGGUGACAUACAUGGCCAAUUCUACGAUUUGGUGAAACUUUUUGAAAUCGGAGGAGACCCUGCGACUCACUCGUAUCUAUUCCUAGGAGACUAUGUUGACCGCGGACUCUUUUCCAUAGAGUGUCUAUUAUUGUUAUAUGCGAUUAAGAUCAACCAUCCUAACACCUUGUGGAUGUUGAGAGGCAAUCACGAGUCCAAACGACUCACUGACUAUUUCACUUUCAAGAGCGAGUGUUUGAGGAAGUUCUCCAUGGCUGUGUACACCGAUUCAUUGGAUUCGUUCCGAGCACUGCCGCUCUGUGCUAUCAUGAAUAAGCAGUUUUUCUGUGUUCAUGGAGGAAUAUCACCAGAGUUGGAUACUCUACAAGAUAUAGAAAAACUUAACAGGUUUGUCAGGGAGAUACCCUCGCACGGUCUAAUGAGCGAUUUGCUGUGGGCAGACCCAAGAGAUGAUUAUGAUGAAAAUACCAGGGCUCCUGCUUAUGUGAGGAACGAACAGAGGGGAUGUUCGUAUUCAUGGUCGUACAGAGCUUCAUGUGAAUUUCUGGACAGAAACGGACUACUAUGUAUCAUCCGAGCUCACCAGGCCCAAGAUGCAGGAUACAAAAUGUACAAACGGACAGAAACGAUGAAAUUCCCAAGUAUCCUGACCCUGUUCUCAGCUCCCAAUUACUGUGGGACAUACCACAAUAAGGCUGCCAUUUUGAAAUACGAGAACGCUGUCAUGAACAUAAGACAGUUCAACUCGUCUCCGCAACCUUACUACUUGCCGCAGCUGAUCGACGUGUUCUCCUGGUCUUUGCCUUUCGUGGGAAGCAAAGUCACAGAGAUGCUACUGGCAAUGCUCAAUGUUUGUACCGAGCAAGAACUUCAGGAUGAGUCUUUCGGCGGAGCAGUGGAGACGGAGCCCAAGCAUGAGUUUUCGCCAGAGAAUUUGGAAGCAAGGAAAGCUCUCAGGAACAAGAUUUUGGCCAUUGGACGGAUGUCACGAAUGUUCACAGUGUUGAGACAGGAGGCUGAGAGUGUGGAGCAUCUGAGGACAUUGGCUGGUGGAAGUUCGCUACCGCGUGGAGUUUUGCUGAGCGGUUCAGAUGGUAUCAAUAAGAAGAUCAUGUCGUUUGAAGAGGCACGGAUUGCAGACAUGAAGAAUGAGGCUAUGCCACCUUCAUUGGAGGAAAGAAGGCAGGAGGACAAAGAGCACGAAAUUCGGCUGCAAAGGCAAUUGAGUUUUGAAGAAGAUAAUGAAGAAUGA
This is a messenger RNA of Kuraishia capsulata CBS 1993, 1608 nucleotides long. RefSeq lists its product as uncharacterized. Gene Ontology annotation, cellular component: calcineurin complex; cytoplasm. Gene Ontology annotation, biological process: fungal-type cell wall organization; calcineurin-mediated signaling. The record is from RefSeq and is a predicted model, not a curated record. The transcript has a single exon. NCBI's taxonomy places the organism in Eukaryota, Fungi, Ascomycota, Pichiomycetes, Pichiales, Pichiaceae. Bases 1 to 1608 code for a protein of 535 amino acids. Gene Ontology annotation, molecular function: calmodulin-dependent protein phosphatase activity; calmodulin binding.